This is a messenger RNA of Cydia amplana, 674 nucleotides long. RefSeq names its product C-type lectin 37Db (gene tfc). NCBI's taxonomy places the organism in Eukaryota, Metazoa, Arthropoda, Insecta, Lepidoptera, Tortricidae. The transcript has 4 exons. Gene Ontology annotation, molecular function: signaling receptor activity. The record is from RefSeq and is a predicted model, not a curated record. The coding region runs from base 67 to 630 and encodes 187 amino acids.
UUGUCAGUGCCUUGUUUAUUUUAUCUGUUAGUUUUUAAUUUUUAGUUUUAAAAUUAAAGUGCAAAAAUGAAGUUUCUCUUUGGUCAUAAUAUUCCCAGUGUUGUUUUGAUGUCGCUGGUUUUACUGGCUAAUGCUCAAAGAUCUUCAAAUAACGUGCACAGAGACCUGGAAUGUUCGAGCUGCAGCGACGAUGAGCUCGGAGUCACGCGGUGGACCAUGCCGCUUCUCAAGACGGGGGAGAAAAGAUACUAUCUAGGAAUAUUCUUUAAGGCGAACUGGUUUAAGGCGCAGCAAUACUGCCGGUUCCACGGCAUGCACCUCGCCUCCAUCGCCUCUCAGCAGGAAAACGACCAGCUCGAGAAAUACGUUAAGGACUCGGGUUACGGCCGCGAGCAUUUCUGGACGUCAGGCACAGACUUGGCUGAAGAGGGCAACUUCUUCUGGAUGGCCAACGGGCGGCCGCUGACCUUCGUCAACUGGAACGCCGGGGAACCCAACAACUUCCGCUACGAGAACGGCGAGGAGGAGAACUGCCUGGAACUGUGGAACAGGGACGACAAGGGACUGAAGUGGAACGACUCGCCGUGCUCGUUUGAGACGUUCUUCAUUUGUGAAGUGCGAUCGGACUAAAUCAGUGUACAGACAUCGGGACGGCCAAGGUUUCUACAAAUCUA